Molecule: messenger RNA, 294 nt
Organism: Dryobates pubescens (Downy woodpecker)
Lineage: Eukaryota; Metazoa; Chordata; Aves; Piciformes; Picidae
Gene: RPL38
Product: ribosomal protein L38
Exons: 4
Coding region: 37-249 (70 amino acids)
Biological process (GO): protein-RNA complex assembly; translation
Cellular component (GO): cytosolic large ribosomal subunit; ribosome
Molecular function (GO): structural constituent of ribosome
Source: RefSeq, a predicted model, not a curated record
CCGCAGGUUGGAGUGCUUUGAGCCCAGCUUGGAACCAUGCCUCGCAAGAUUGAGGAGAUCAAAGAUUUUCUGCUGACAGCCAGAAGGAAGGAUGCAAAGUCGGUCAAGAUCAAGAAGAACAAGGACAAUGUGAAGUUCAAGGUGCGCUGCAGCCGGUACCUGUACACUCUGGUGAUCACAGACAAGGAGAAGGCGGAGAAGCUGAAGCAGUCUCUGCCUCCAGGUCUGGCCGUGAAGGAGCUGAAAUAAGUCUGUUCCACCACCUUUGUUACAACAAAUAAAACCUAAACUGUU